Messenger RNA from Bursaphelenchus xylophilus (pine wood nematode), 1822 nucleotides. Lineage: Eukaryota; Metazoa; Nematoda; Chromadorea; Rhabditida; Aphelenchoididae. The record is from the annotation of a GenBank genome assembly.
AUGGCUUCGAGCAGGGACAUAGUCCGGACGGAGACAAGUCGUCCGUCUUGGAGUGAAAAUACGCUUAGAACGGAUAAAACUCAAGUUAGUGUAAGUUGAAACCCAAACUUUCACAUUUUUUUAUAUUACACUUGACAUUGGAAUCAAUUUUUUUCAAUUUUCAGGAGCCUCUAGUAGGUGGGGAUGCGAGAUAUCUCUUCAAGUUGCAGGAUGACCCGGAAUUUCAAUGUUGCUGGCGUUUUAAUCUUCAUGUACGCGAUUUUUAUUUAUUUUUUUUUAUUUCGUAUUUUAUAUUUUUUCAUAUUUUUCUCCAUUUUUUGUAUUUCAGCGGGUGGUUAUGUUCAUGGCCGCUUUGUUUGCUAUAACGGCUGUUCUUUUAAUCUUCACCCAAGUCAUUUUUAUGAACGAUGAGGACAAUGGGAUCAUUACGAUUGUCCCGCCGUUGAUGCUGACUUUCCUUGCGAACAUAAUUUUGUACAUUGGGAAUCGGAUUCGAAAUCGAUGGUUGUACAUCACUUAUUUUUUGAUUAUGGUGAGAUUUUGAGUAUGCUUACAGUAACCCUUAUUCAUUUUUUGGCCAAAAUUUUGUUCAAAUCCCACAUUUUUGGCUGCACAGUGCAAAAGUUAUUUUUCGGAAAAUGCACAGUGCAACUUCAUUUCCCAAUUUCCCCCCGAGAAGAAUGCACUGUGCAAAACCGGCGAUAAAUUUGUCGCACCAAAUCAACAAACGUCAGAGAAAACUCUCCCAAAUUCCCGCAAUUUCUCUUCUCCUCUCCUUUCACUUUUGUCGCAAACCCCUUGAGAUGCCUUUGUCGCAGCGACAAACGUCAAAGUCAGCGACAAGAUGUGGCGAUUUUUUGCUUUGUCGCAGACAUCACUGGAAGUCUGCGAAAGUUUUUGCGACAACGAACGAGGAGACACGCUGAUCGAAGGAGAAUUUUUGCACAGUGCGAAAUUUUUUUAACGUCAGCGACAAGAUGUCGCGAUUUUUUUUGCUUUGUCGCAGACUUGCUGGAAUGUCGCGAAACAUUCCUGCAUUUUUGCGACAUUCAGCAAGUCUGCGACAAUUCUUGGGGCGGGUUGAGGAAAGUGCGAAAAAGAAGUUCGCAAUCUGAUCAAAGGGGAGGUUUGCACAGUUUUGAUGCGCACAGUGCAAAAAUUUGUUUGAUUUUUUUCGAAAGGGGGCGGGGCCAAAGAAAUUUUGAUGACUUUUCCGCACUGUGCAAAACGAGCGAUAAAUUUAUCGCAACAAAUCGAAAAACGUCAGAGAAAAGUCUCCCAAAUUCCCGUGAUCUCUCUUCUCUUCUCCUUUCUCGUUUGUCGCAAACUCCUUGCGACGUCUUUAUCGCAGCGACAAAUGCCAAAAUCAACGACAAGAUGUCGCGAUUUUUUUUUGCUUUCGAGUUUUGCACAGUGCAAAUUUUUGUUUGGGGGUUUUUUUUGAAAAGGGGCGGAGUCAAAGAAAUUUUGAUGACUUUUCCGCACUGUGUAAAAAAAUAAUUUUCUUGUUGAAUUUUUCCGCACUGUGCACAAUUUUUUAAAACUUUUUGUGCAAAAAUUUUUCUUUCAGAGUGCAAACCUCCUCAUGACGACAAUUCUGCUCUGCAUGUACACCGCCGACACAGCAAAGGCCAUGGUCACGGAUCUGGGAACACUCACACCCGAGGCCCACCUAUGGCGCCUUCAUCGAUGGGGCGUGAUCAGGUUAACGAAGAUUUUGCUCACAACUUUUCUGAUCUCCGUGAAUUUCCUCAUCUUCUUCGUGGUCUAUCGUGAUCUCAACUACGUUACGGAGUAUCCCCGGCUCCAAAAAACCGAAUGA